Molecule: messenger RNA, 3125 nt
Organism: Zootermopsis nevadensis
Lineage: Eukaryota; Metazoa; Arthropoda; Insecta; Blattodea; Termopsidae
Product: non-canonical pre-mRNAs endonuclease FASTKD5, mitochondrial
Source: RefSeq, a predicted model, not a curated record
AAUCAGCGGACGGUACCUCACUACGCAAUCAAAAACUGCGAACAUAGAUAAGCUCUGCGGGUCUGGGUCAUGUAAGCUGCGAAAACGAAACUCGUCUGCCCUGAGGAUGAGAGCAGAGAUGGCUCUCGAAACGUUGGCGGAGGAAAUGGUUCAUUCAGCCACCUGACGCGGCUUGUUGCCCGAGAGUCUUUCAUCAAUAAUGUAUAUUAUCUUACAAACGAUAAACUUCGCAUGGAAUAGCAUUGGGUGUUUUUUUCAGAUUUGCUUUUAAAGAUUGGCAGUCCUGCUGAUUGGUACGUAAACAAGUAUGGUGUACGAAUGGUUUGAAUGGCGAAGGAAAUUUUCAUUCCAUAAUUGAAUUUUAUACUCUUUACAAGAACCAAUGUUUUGAAUUAUUCAUAAUAGAAUUUAACCAUGUCAAAGUACUUUAUCUCGCAAUUGUCAAAUACAUUAUAUCGUGUAGGCCAGAAAUUUGGUUUGCAGACGCACAAAUCUUACCAUGUGAUGAUUCCAUGGAAAAAAAAUUUAUUGGACUUCCACACUUCUAAAUGUAUUGAGUGUGAUCUUGAGAACAACUCUGUAGCAAACUUGUUAACAUACACAUUUUCUGGUCAGUAUAAGACUGUGAUCACUAAUGUAUCAACAUCAGCUAAGGAGUUUAGAGAAACUGAAAAUGAAUAUGCACAUAAAGUACUGGAAACAAAUCCUGUUUAUUCAGCCACGUUAGCGUCUAAAGACUAUCUUGGUGAAGUGGAAAUGAUAUCUGAUGAUGAUUUUAAGAAUAUUAUUGCAAAAGACUGGAGUAAUGAAUCUGCAGAAAGUGCUUUUGUUAAUUUUAAGAAAAUAUCGCUGUAUGCUUCCAAGAAGCAACAUUCAAUAACUGGAGAAAUAUUUGAUGGACUUGUUAAAACAUUGGUGGAGAAAUGUUCACAGUUAAGUGAUGAUGAACUGAUUGGAAUAUUAGCAUGUCUCAGAAAAUGGUGUACAGCUGAAAAAGCAUCUUCUCGAAAUUAUACUGAGUUAUGGAAAGCAGUUGACAAACAGUGUUCGCUAAGAAUGGAAAAGUGGGAUCGUAAUAAACUCUUAUUUGUUGCUGAUCACUGGUACUUGCUUUAUUUGGGAAGGCUAUCAGAGUUUAUGUGGCAUUGUACUGUGAGAUUAAGUCGCAGACCAGAGAAACUCACUGCUUCUCAGUUAGUCCAGUGUAUGUUCUACAUAAACAUACGUCGUAAAUUUCCAUCACAUAUAUCAGUUUAUGAUUUUGAAUACAGUCUUCAAAACUGUCUUGAUCAGCUUACUUUGGAUGAUCUGGGAAUUCUUGCUAUGGGUUUCUUUAAAAGUGAAAAACCAAUCAGGAGCCAGACUCUUCUUUCUGACCUUCUGAGACGCAUUAUAAAUUCAGUUGAUACCAUCCAUGAAAUUACACUGGCUGCUCUUAUGAAAGUAAUACGUUACUCUCUCCAGCCAACACAUGCAGACAUGUUGUUUGUUCUUAUAGGCAAACUCAUGCCACAUAUUGACAGAGUCUCCCAAAUGUGCUGCACGCACAUUGCAUUAGUAGGCACCAACAUACAUACCUAUCAUGAGGGAACAAUGAACAAGAUUGUGCAGCGAUUUGUUAAUGAAAUUACAUUGGCCAGGUUGAAAGAUCUUGAAAGACUUGCAUUUGCUUUGUCCUUAUAUAACUAUGAACAUAAAAUGGAGCCUUCUAUCUAUAAGUUGAUUGGUGAAGAACUUUGCAAAAGUGAGAGGACUCUAGAAAUUCAGCAGUACCCCAAAUGUCUGCCAUGUUGCCUCCAUUAUCUCUCUCUGCAAAAAGUUUUCCUCACUGAGGAGAUUAGCAGAGUACUGGAUAAAAGUUUCAUCUGUGAUGUUUAUGGGAGAAACAGUCAUAAAGUUGGUCGAGAGAUCCUAAGUUUGGACUUGAGUGUGGAAUUAGAAUGCCCUGAAUAUAAUGGAACCCGACUUGACCCCAAACUUAGAAAAAUUCUAGCAAAGAUAUACACUGAUAGUAUCUGGGAGUAUAAAGAUUUGGUUGGAAGGAAACUAAGUGCAACAGACAAGAUUCUGUUUGAGGUCAUCUCUGCAGCUAUUUCCGUUCUUGGUGGUAAUGAAAAGGUGCACUUAGGGCAUCUCAUUCCACAUAGAGAACGUGCAGAUAUUGUGUAUGGUAUUCGUGCUGAUGGUUCAGCCGUUAAUAUUCCACCUUCCUUCCGAAAACUUGAAAUUGGAACCUGCAAAAGGCCUCCAGAUUUUCAAGAUACAAAAUGGUACUGCAUUGUCAUUGGUGGAUGGAAUUCUUACAUCAAAAUACUAAACAAACCUGUUGGUUCCAUGUCUUCCAAGUUACGACACCUACAGUUAUUAGGUUACAAGCCUGUAGUUGUUCCAUGGUUUGAUUGGAAGCAGCUGCCUGCAGAGGAGCAAGAAAAGUACCUAGCAAAGAAGAUUUGGGAGGAAUUUCAAGACAGAGUGUCCUGUACAGCUAUGUGAUCUGUUUUGUGGCAUUGGCAGCAAAGCUAGAUAGGUGAUUGAGCUUUAAUUAUAUACACGUAUGAUUUUUAGUACAGAUUGAUUGUAUUCUGAAUUAUGUUGUAUCAGCUGAGGAAGUUACAUUCCUCUGAUAAUGGUGCUUGUCUUGGAGCAUUUAUAUAAGGGUUGAAAGUAGAACAUAUUUUGUUUCAGGGUUUUGAAGGAAUAAAAUUCCUUCUUUGGAACCAUGUAAACCACUUGUGUUUUUGGUCUAUCCACUGAUUUAUUAACAUAAAUUAUUAGUUACUAACAGUUUUCUGAUUAAAAAAACUACAAAUAUCAUGCCAUUCAAGGCCACACCAUCUUGGUACUUUUCAGCUUCUUGUUAUUAACAUACCAGCAUGAUGGCAGUGAAAACAUAUGAGGUGGUAAUGUCGUCAGUGUCAUUCAGGAUACAAUCUUGAAGUUUGGUAUUGUGAUAGGUUUAGAAAAUUAUGUGGUUUUUGGGGGUGAUAAAUUAUUACAAAAAUUGUAAGUAAGAACUUACCAGCUGUGCAAUGUUUUUACUCUUGUUGUUAAGUGAUGAAUCAUUGGGUUUUUUUUAUCUGUAUGGAUUCGUGUUUCAAAUACAUCUACUAGUAGUAUGAAUGGUA